UUACUUUUAACUGUAAUGUUAUUUAGUAAAAAAAAAAAAAGUAACUGUCAUUUUAUUUCUCAUAACUCCUUUCUUUUGCAGCAUGGAUUUGCAAGAAAUAUGGAAUGGUCUUUAGUGGAUUCUCAAAACAAUGAGGGCAAGCCUGUUGUAACCUUGGAACAUAAGGAUGAUCCCUACAGUCGUUCGAUGUGGGAUUUUAGCUUUCAAGCUUUAUACAAGGUCACUUUACAUGCUAGGAGUCUUUCUACAACCUUAUCCAUCACAAACACAGACAAGAAGCCCUUCUCUUUUACCACAGCGUUGCACACAUACUUUAGUGCUUCUAUCUCAGGAGUAAAAGUUAAAGGUCUCAAAGGUUGCAAGACUCUGAACAAGGAUCCAGACCCUGCCAAUCCUUUAGAGAGCAAAGAGGAAAGGGAUGUAGUUACAUUUCCUGGAUUUGUUGACUGCAUUUACCUGGGUGCAACUGAUGAGCUACAGCUUGAAAAUGGGUUGGGUGAUACCAUAACCAUCAGGAAUACCAACUGGCCUGAUGCAGUCUUAUGGAACCCGCACACUCAAAUGGAAUUCAGUUACAGAGAUUUUGUCUGCGUUGAAAACGCACAGAUCGAUAGAGUUCUACUGAAGCCUGAUCAAUCAUGGGUUGCAGACCAACACAUAUGGGCUAACUGAUUGAUACUUUUUUUUUUCUUUUUUUUUUGAGAUUUAUACCAAUAAACAGUCUGCUUUGAGUAUCCAAACUUUAAUUAAGCUG
Phalaenopsis equestris is the source of this 754-nucleotide messenger RNA. RefSeq names its product putative glucose-6-phosphate 1-epimerase. Gene Ontology annotation, molecular function: isomerase activity; carbohydrate binding. Gene Ontology annotation, biological process: carbohydrate metabolic process. The transcript has 6 exons. The coding region runs from base 16 to 672 and encodes 218 amino acids. The record is from RefSeq and is a predicted model, not a curated record. Lineage: Eukaryota; Viridiplantae; Streptophyta; Magnoliopsida; Asparagales; Orchidaceae.